ACCUCACCGAGAACAGGACCGUCUGGGAUGGAGGAGGAUGCAGUACUGAAGACGAGUGCCUGCGGCAGACGCGGACAUGGGACGGAGAGAUGAGCACAUCCUCAGUGAUACUAGGUGACGUGGCCUCCACUGGGACAACAGCUGCAGAGGUGAGCACAUCUUCACUAACCCUUAGUGACUCUGCCACCUCUGGAACAACAACUGCAGACACCAGAACAUCCUCAUUAACCCCCAGUGACACUGCCACCCCUGCGACAACAACUGCAGAGUCCAGCACAUCUUCAGCCACUCCCAGUGACACUGCUAUUCCAGGGAUAACAACUACAGAUGUGAGCACAUCUUCAGAAACUCACAAUGACACUGCCUUCCUUGGGACAACAACUACAGAUUCCAGCACAUCUUCAGCCACUCCCAGUGACACUCAGGGCAGCACAACUGCACUAACUUCUACGGUCACUGCCAUCCCUGGGACAACAACUCCAGACACCACCACAUCUUCAGUGCCUGCUGGCGAUACCUCCACCCCUGGAACAACAACUGCAGAGGCCACCACAUCGUCAGUGCCUCCCGGCGACACCUCCGCCCCUGGGACAACAACCCCAGAGGGCAGCACCACUUCAGGAACUUCGAAGGCCACCACAUCUUCAGCAACUCCUAGUGAAAAUGCCAACCGGGGGCCAACAACCACAAAGGCCAGCACAUCUUCAGUAACUCGAAGUGAUAGUGCCAUUCCGGGGAAGACAACUACAGAGGCCACCAUGUCAUCAAUCACUUCUAGUCGCAAUACCAGCAGUGGCAUAACAACCGCCAAGGCUACCACUCCUUCAAGCAGCACCCCCGAUGCCACCAGGCCUGUCUCCAGCUCCAUCCCCACCACCCCCAGCUCUACUGCAAGCUCUGCAGCAAGCACAGCGGGGCCCUGCCAGAACGGAGGCACCUGGGACGGGCUCAAGUGCCAGUGCCCCACCCAAUUCUAUGGAAAAAGCUGUGAGAAAGUGUACCCCAUCAUCGACAUAGGGCAACCGCCGAAGACAGUCUCUGCCCUGGUGAACUUGACAGUGACAGUGACCAGUGAGGUGUACACCAUUGCACUACAAAACCGGUCUUCCGAGGAAUUCCAGAAGUUCAAUGAGACUUUCACAAAACAGAUGAAUAUUGCCUACCAUGGGAUCCCUGAGUAUGAUGGGGUGAACAUCGUAAGUCUGACGGAAGGCAGUGUGGUGGUGGAGCACACGGUCUUCCUCAGCACCAACUACACCCCGGAAUUCAAGGAAGUCCUAGACAAGGCCGCCCAGAAGGUGAUCGAGAACAUCACCUAUGUGACCCGAGUGCAAAUAGGCGAUGUUUAUACCUGCAAAGAUAUAAUGUGUUUCAAUGUCAGUGCCACCGAGGUGCUAAAUGUUGUUAUUGACUAUGAUCCUGAAGAGGAAUGCAAGAAGUUGGCUGGGCAGUACGCCGACUACUUCUUUGUGGAGUACAAGGACGGAAACCCAUACUGCAUCUCCUCCUGCGCAUCUGACUUCACGACCUCCAUGGACUGUAAUGCCGGCGAGUGCAUGGUGGAGCUCAGUGGCCCCCGGUGCUACUGCCUGACCUCGGACACUCACUGGUAUAGCGGAGAAACCUGCCAGUGGAGCAUCAGGAAGACCCUGUUGUAUGGGCUCCUGGGGGCAGCGGCCGGGGUGCUGCUGAUCAUCCUGGCCAUCCUCCUGGUGUUUGCCUGUCGCUCCAGGAGACAGCGGGAAAGGCAAAAGUCCAAAGUGUCUCAUUUGUACCAAUGGCAUGAAGAAGGCAGUGGACCAACCCCUAGGACCUUCCAAAAUGUUGGCUUCGACAUCGGUGAAGAACACAGGGGUUCCGUCCAUCCAGACUCCAUCUAUAGUAACUUCCAGCCCUCUCUGAGCCACAUAGACCAUGAAAAAAAGACUGAAAUUCAGAGGCCUCAGGUGUUCUUGACAGCACUGUAA
Molecule: messenger RNA, 1967 nt
Organism: Galeopterus variegatus (Sunda flying lemur)
Lineage: Eukaryota; Metazoa; Chordata; Mammalia; Dermoptera; Cynocephalidae
Product: mucin-17-like
Exons: 15
Source: RefSeq, a predicted model, not a curated record